Xenopus laevis (African clawed frog) is the source of this 17144-nucleotide messenger RNA. It is a transcript of the gene ank2.S, whose product is annotated as ankyrin-2. The transcript has 52 exons. Lineage: Eukaryota; Metazoa; Chordata; Amphibia; Anura; Pipidae. Bases 488 to 15025 code for a protein of 4845 amino acids. The record is from RefSeq and is a predicted model, not a curated record.
UACUCUGCGUUGAGGUGCUUGAUGAAUUUAAAAGAGCUCAGCCACCCCCUCUGCUUUCACAGAGGUGGCUUCUUCCUGGCUUUAGUCAGAGGACACAGGCUGUGCUGAAGGGUCCCACAUUAGGGCGAGGAGUUAAAGGGUGGAUUGUCAGCUGGUCUGAAGCUUUGCCUUUAUUUAUUGGCAGUACAAAUCUGGAAGGGUGGCAGCCUGAUUUUAAUGUUUUGCAAAUGUCUUUUUUAUAUAUUUUUGAAUGACACUUGCUGUUGUGUUGUGUCUGCACUUUAAGGGCACUGCUGUGCUCUAUUGAAUUGUGGGUGCCUACCAAGACCUUCCAUUUAUCACUGCACUGAAGGAUACACUGUCAAGUCCUGGCUGCAAAUUCUGGUUGGAAGAAGAAGCACCCUUUAUAGACAUAUAUAUACAGUAUAUUGGAUUGGAUUCUGUGCUAGGGAAAUAGGAUCUUAAACCUGGUGGUUGUCUCCUCAAAAUGGCUCAUGCUGCUGCUUCUAUUAAAAAAGUGCGGGACCUGGAGCUGCCUUCCAUUGAUGAGAAGGAGAAAGAGAGGGAAAGGAAGAGGCGUAAGAUCUCUAGGGAACGCAAGCGCAAGUCAGACAGCAAUGCAAGCUUCCUCCGAGCUGCACGAUCUGGCAAUUUGGACAAAGUUGUGGAGUACCUGAAAGGGGGCAUAGACAUCAAUACUUGUAACCAGAAUGGACUCAAUGCUCUGCACCUUGCUGCCAAAGAGGGACAUAUUGACCUUGUGCAAGAAUUACUGGAAAGAAGAUCUGCAGUGGAUUCUGCAACCAAGAAAGGAAACACAGCUCUACACAUUGCCUCCUUGGCUGGACAGGCAGAGGUGGUCAAGAUACUUGUAAAGCAAGGUGCUAAUAUCAAUUCUCAGUCUCAGAAUGGGUUUACCCCUCUGUAUAUGGCAGCACAAGAGAACCACAUUGAUGUAGUCAAAUAUCUACUUGAAACUGGUGCCAAUCAGAGCACUGCCACAGAGGAUGGAUUCACUCCUUUAGCUGUUGCACUACAACAAGGACAUAACCAGGUGGUGGCUAUUCUUUUGGAGAAUGAUACCAAGGGCAAGGUUAGGCUUCCCGCUCUGCAUAUUGCAGCCAGAAAGGAUGACACAAAGUCUGCAGCCCUACUGCUUCAGAAUGAUCAUAAUGCAGAUGUACAGUCAAAGAUGAUGGUGAAUAGGACAACAGAGGAUCUGUCUAGUGGUUUUACCCCACUACACAUAGCUGCACACUAUGGAAAUGGAAAUGUGGCCACACUUUUGCUAAACAGAGGUGCUGCAGUGGACUUUACAGCCAGGAAUGGAAUUACUCCUCUGCAUGUGUCAUCCAAAAGGGGAAACACAAAUAUGGUAAAACUUUUGUUGGAUCGUGGAGGACAAAUUGAAGCAAAAACCAGAGAUGGGCUUACUCCAUUACAUUGUGCAGCACGAAGUGGACAUGACCAGGUGGUAGAACUUCUUCUUGAAAAAGGGGCACCACUGCUGGCAAGGACCAAGAAUGGGCUCUCCCCUCUUCACAUGGCUGCUCAGGGAGACCAUGUUGAGUGUGUCAAACAUCUGCUUCAGCACAAAGCUCCAGUCGAUGAUGUAACACUGGAUUACUUGACAUCAUUGCAUGUUGCAGCUCACUGUGGACAUUAUCGAGUAACCAAACUGCUCCUCGACAAAAGGGCAAAUCCUAAUGCUCGUGCACUGAAUGGUUUUACUCCAUUGCACAUUGCUUGCAAGAAAAACCGUAUCAAAGUUAUGGAACUCCUAGUGAAAUAUGGGGCUUCAAUCCAAGCUAUAACAGAGUCUGGUCUCACUCCAAUACAUGUGGCCGCAUUCAUGGGUCACUUGAACAUAGUCCUCCUUCUGCUGCAGAAUGGAGCCUCUCCAGAUGUCACUAACAUUCGUGGAGAAACAGCACUUCACAUGGCCGCUCGUGCUGGGCAGGUAGAAGUGGUCCGUUGCCUCUUGAGAAAUGGUGCCCUUGUAGAUGCCAGAGCCAGGGAGGAGCAGACACCUCUGCACAUUGCCUCUCGUUUGGGCAAAACAGAAAUUGUCCAGCUGUUACUUCAACACAUGGCUCACCCAGAUGCUGCUACAACAAAUGGCUAUACGCCACUUCAUAUAUCUGCAAGGGAAGGGCAAGUUGACGUAGCAUCAGUCUUGUUGGAGGCUGGUGCAGCACAUUCAUUGGGAACCAAGAAGGGAUUUACACCGCUACAUGUGGCAGCAAAGUAUGGAAGCCUAGAUGUGGCCAAAUUACUGUUGCAGCGCCGAGCACCCCCUGAUGCAGCAGGAAAGAAUGGUCUCACACCACUUCAUGUUGCUGCUCACUAUGACAAUCAGAAGGUGGCGCUGCUGUUAAUGGAAAAGGGCGCUUCUCCUCAAGUCACUGCUAAGAAUGGCUACACCCCACUCCACAUUGCUGCCAAGAAGAACCAAAUGCAGAUAGCUACAACACUUCUAAACUAUGGAGCAGAGACCAACAUUCUGACCAAUCAGGGAGUGACACCACUUCACCUUGCAGCCCAGGAGGGUCAUGCUGAUAUGGUAACACUGCUGCUGAAUAAGAAGGCCAACAUUCAUGUCGUUACUAAGAAUGGACUGACACCAUUGCACCUCGCAGCACAGGAGGACAAGGUGAUUGUAGCAGAAAUAUUGUCAGAGAAUGAGGCCAACCUUGAUGCUCAGACUAAGCUGGGUUACACACCGCUAAUUGUGGCUUGUCACUAUGGAAACAUAAAGAUGGUGAACUUUCUUCUAAACCAUGGAGCAAGUGUCAAUGCUAAAACCAAGAAUGGUUAUACUCCUUUACAUCAAGCUGCACAGCAGGGACAUACCCACAUUAUAAAUGUUCUGCUGCAACAUGGUGCCAAGCCCAACGUUACAACUACAAAUGGCAACACUGCCCUGGCGAUUGCUAGACGGCUGGGAUAUAUCUCUGUGGUGGAUACGCUGAAGGUUGUUACAGAAGAGAUCGUCACUACAACCACGACUGUGACAGAGAAAAACAAGCUUAAUGUGCCUGAGACAAUGACAGAAGUUCUGGAUGUUUCUGAUGAGGAAGAUGAUACAAUGACAGGAGAUGGUGGCGAGUACCUACGACCUGAAGACUUAAAAGAACUUGGAGACGAUUCAUUGCCAGGCAGUCACUAUUUGGACGGAAUGAACUAUCUAAGGUACAGCUUGGAAGGAGGCCGCUCAGACAGCAUUAUGCCUAGCCUACGAUCCUUCAGUUCAGACAGGUCCCACUCCGUGAGCCAUACAUCUUAUCUUAGGGGAAGUGCCAUGAUAGAUGACACCGUUAUCAUCCCAAAUGAACAGGUUUCGUAUUUAACAACACACGAAGAGCCAAACACCUACCGAUUUAGCUGGGGGGCCGACAAUCUAGACAAUAUUGCACUGUCUUCUAGUCCAAUUCAUUCUGGCCACAUAUCUCCUUGUCUUGACCGAGACAGCAGUUUCCUUGUUAGCUUCAUGGUUGAUGCCCGUGGAGGUGCCAUGAGAGGCUGUAGGCACAAUGGAUUAAGGAUAAUCAUUCCAUCUCGGAAAUGCACUGCCCCAACAAGAAUCACCUGUCGCUUAGUGAAACGCCAUCGACUGGCAACUAUGCCGCCUAUGGUGGAAGGAGAAGGAUUAGCCAGUCGUUUAAUUGAGGUUGGCCCUUCUGGGGCUCAGUUCCUUGGUAAGCUACACCUUCCUACGGCCCCUCCCCCUCUAAAUGAGGGAGAAAGCUUGGUCAGUCGAAUCCUUCAACUGGGACCUCCUGGGACCAAAUUUCUUGGCCCUGUAAUAGUGGAAAUCCCACAUUUUGCGGCUCUGAGAGGAAAGGAGAGAGAACUUGUGAUACUUCGUAGUGAGAAUGGAGACAACUGGAAAGAGCACUUUUGUGAAUUUACAGAGGAGGAGCUUAAUGAGAUACUCAACGGCAUGGAUGAAGUCCUGGAUUCUAAUGAGGAACUUGAAAAAAAGCGAAUUUGCCGUGUUAUCACUAGAGACUUUCCACAGUAUUUUGCAGUAGUGUCCCGUGUAAAACAGGACAACAACCUUAUUGGACCUGAGGGUGGAAUUUUGAGCAGCAGUGUUGUCCCUCAAGUACAGGCGGUCUUUCCAGAAGGUGCUCUCACAAAAAGGAUCCGUGUUGGUCUUCAGGCACAACCAGUGAUCAGUGACCUUAUAAAGAAGAUCUUAGGCAACAAAGCCUCCUUCAGUCCUAUAGUAACUUUGGAACCCAGAAGACGGAAGUUCCACAAGCCAAUUACCAUGACAAUCCCUGUACCAAAAGCCUCCAGUGAGGCAAUGCUAAAUGGAUAUGGAGGGGAUACCCCUACAUUAAGAUUACUAUGCAGUAUAACUGGUGGUACCACCCCUGCACAAUGGGAAGAUAUCACUGGAACAACUCCUCUUACAUUCGUUAAUGAAUGCGUUUCUUUUACUACUAAUGUAUCAGCCAGGUUCUGGUUAAUAGACUGCCGGCAAAUCCAGGAGUCAGUUACUUUUGCUGGUCAAGUGUAUAGAGAAAUUAUAUGUGUGCCAUACAUGGCCAAAUUUGUUGUAUUUGCCAAAUCCCAAGAUACAAUUGAAGCCCGCCUGCGAUGCUUUUGCAUGACAGAUGACAAAGUGGACAAGACAUUAGAACAGCAGGAGAAUUUUGCAGAGGUUGCAAGAAGCAGAGAUGUAGAGGUGCUUGAAGGAAAACCUAUAUUUGUAGACUGUUUUGGCAAUUUGGUACCAUUAAUAAAGAGUGGCCAGCAUCAUUUAUUUAGCUUCUAUGCCUUUAAAGAAAACCGACUACCAUUAUUUGUUAAGGUGAGAGAUACCACUCAGGAACCUUGUGGACGCCUGUCAUUCAUGAAGGAGCCAAAAUCUACAAGAGGCCUUGUAUACCAAGCCAUUUGCAAUUUGAAUAUUACAUUGCCACUUUAUAAUAAGGAAUCAGAAUCAGACCAAGAACCAGAGGAUGAGGGGACGAUAACAUCCGAAAAAAAUGAUGAAGAGACAGAAUCCACAGAAACUUCCAUUCUGAAAAGCCAUCUUGUUAAUGAUGUGCCAGUUCUAGCAAGUCCAGAUUUGCUGUCUGAAGUGUGUGAGAUGAAGCAAGACUUGAUUAAAAUGACUGCAAUUCUGACUACAGACUCUGCUCAGAAAGCAGGCUCUCUCAAAGCAAAACAUAUUGACAAAGGAGAUGAGGAUCCAGGAGAACCUUUUGAAAUUGUUGAAAAGGUGAAAGAAGAUCUUGAGAAGGUUAAUAAAAUUUUAAGAACUGGAACCUAUACUAAGGAAGUAUCAUUUACUGAGGGAGCUCAAGCUUUAUGGCCUUACAAAAAAGAAGAAGAAUGGGUAAUUCUUAGCGAUGAAGAAGUCCAGGAGGCUAAAUUAAAUGCACAUCUUGAAAUUGAGGAAGCACCAUGUAUAGAAGUUAUAAUUGACAGAGGUGAAAAGAAAAAGAUAAAAUCUCAUCCAGCAGAAAUGGUGAAUUAUCUUACAAAUGACCUAAAUGCCUAUAUCCCUGACCAUGAAGUAACACAAAGUCAAAUGCAAAGAAAAGAACAACGUAAAAUACCUUUAGAGAUUAAAAAACCUAUUAGACGAAAAUUAAAAGAAAGGCAGAAGGAAGAAGAAAGACAAGGACUAACAAAAUUUAGUUCAGAAGAAUCAUUAGACGAUGAAAUAGCUCCAGUGGUAACUGCUGUUACAGAUGCUAAAGUUGUAUCGCCUCCAGUUCAGGAAACACCUAUUGGAUCAGUAAAAGAUAAAGUUAAACUGCUUCAAAAACAAGCUGAGGAAGAGCAAAAGUUAUUACAAGAUGAAAUAGGCCCUAUUGCAUCUGCAAUUAUAGAUGCUAAGAAAGUAUCACCUGUAAUCGAGGAUACACCUAUUGGAUCAAUUAAAGGUAAAGUCCUAGCUCUUCAAAAACAAGUUGAUGAAGAGAAAAAGGCACUAAAUGGUAAAACAGGUAUAAAUGUAACUUCUAUUACAGAUGUUAAAAAAGUAUCAUCUGUAAUUGAGGAGAUGCCUAUUGGAUCCAUUAAAGAUAAAGUUAAAGCUCUUCAAAGACAAGUUGACUCAGAGCAAAAGGCAUUCAAUGAUGAACUAGAUCGUACUGUAACUGCUGUUACAGACACUUUUGAAGUGUCACCUGUAACUGAGGAGACAUCAAUUGGAUCAAUAAAAGAUAAAGUGAAAGCAGAGGAAGAGCAAACUGUAUUAGAUUAUGAGACAGGUCUUAUUGCAAAUCCUGUUGCAGAUGAUGAGGAAAUUAAGGUGGCCCCAAUUAGAUCAAUAAAAGAUAAGGUUCAAGAUCUACAAACUCAGGUUGAUGAAGAUCAAAAGGCAUUAGACAGUGAAACAGGUCUUACCACAACUGAAAUUACAGAUGCUAAGAGAGUAUCACCUCUAAUUGAGGAGACACCAAUUGGAUCAAUAAAGGAUAAGGUUAAAGCUCUUCAAAGACAAGUUGACUCAGAGCAAAAGGCAUUCAAUGAUGAACUAGAUCGUACUGUAACUGCUGUUACAGACGCUUUUGAAGUGUCAUCUGUAAUUGAGGAGAUACCAAUUGGAUCAAUAAAAGAUAAAGUGAAAGCACUUCAACAGCAAGUUGAGGAAGCGCAAACUGUAUUAGAUUAUGAGACAGGUCUUAUUGCAAAUCCUGUUGCAGAUGAUGAGGAAAUUAAGGAGGCCCCAAUUAGAUCAAUAAAAGAUAAGGUUCAAGAUCUACAAACUCAGGUUGAUGAAGAUGAAAAGGCAUUAGACGGUGAAACAGGUCUUACCACAACUGAAAUUACAGAUGCUAAGAGAGCAUCACCUGUAAUUGAAGAGACACCAAUAGGAUCAAUAAAAGAUAAGGUUAAAGCUCUUCAAAGACAAGUUGACUCAGAGCAAAAGGCAUUCAAUAAUGAACUAGAUCGUACUGUAACUGCUGUUACAGACACUUUUGAAGUGUCACCUGUAAUUGAGGAGACACCAAUUGGAUCAAUAAAAGAUAAAGUGAAAGCACUUCAACAGCAAGUCGAGGAAGUGCAAACUGCAUUCGAUUAUGAGACAGGUCUUAUUGCAAAUCCUGUUGCAGAUGAUGAGGAAAUUAAGGAGGCCCCAAUUAGAUCAAUAAAAGAUAAGGUUCAAGAUCUGCAAACUCAGGUUGAUGAAGAUCAAAAGGCAUUAGACGGUGAAACAGGACUUACCACAACUGAAAUUACAGAUGCUAAGAGAGUAUCACCUGUGAUUGAAGAGACACCAAUUGGAUCAAUAAAGGAUAAGGUAAAAGCUCUUCAAAAACGAGUUGAGGAAGGACAAAAACCCCUUUCAAAUAAACCAAGUAAAGUACUAGUAAAACAUGCUUCUUUUGAGUCUGUUACAGAGCAACAAGUUCAGAUAGGCAAACCUCCCUUGUCUCCCUCUGUUAAAACAGAAAGACUGGAAGACAAUAUGUCUGUUCGGGAACUAAUGAAAGCAUUCCAAUCAGGUCAUGAUCCUUCAAAGGCAAGAUCUGGACUUUUUGAGCAUAAAGCUGUAAAUUCUACAGUUAAAUUAUGUGAAUCUGAAAAGAGCGAAUUACUUAAGAUAUACACAUUCCAAGAUUCUGAGGAUGCCAGUAAUAUUAAAGAUGAGCUACAGUUUGAAUAUUCAAAAGCAGAGACAGAAGUACGACACCAUGAAAAUGAAGAGCUAAAGCAAACAGAAACUACUGCUUUAGAGUUAGACAUAACAAAAGAGGAGUUCCAUAUUACUGAAAAUAUGUCAGAGGAUAGAGUGAAACAGGCGAAUGAGUUAUCUGAAUCAAUUUGUUCAGUAUAUAAUCAAGAAAGUGCCAAACAACUUUCUAAAGUGAGAACAAGCAGUAGCGACCAGGAAGUAGAUCCACAGAUUAGCCCAGAUAGAAAAACAUCCACAGAUUUUUCUGAAGUUAUUAAAGAAGAACUUGAGGAUAAUGACAGUUAUUUACAGUUCAAGCUUCUUACAGAAAUGGAAGGGGCUCAGUUAAAUUUAGAUCAAGUUCUAAUUAGUCCAUUCAAUAUUACAUUUCCUUCUGACUAUGAGACAGGGGGAGAUUUACCAGGUUUACAUUUACAAAGCGAGAAAUUUGACGAUAGUUCAGAUAGCCUUAAACAUGACAGAGUUGCAGAUUCUCCUGUCAGUUUAUUGGAUGGAACCCCUCAGAUCAGUUCUGAGGAUAGCUUGAAACAUGAAGGUCUUGCUGAAACUCCAGGGACUAGCCCUGAAAGCCUUUCAUGUUCCCCUAAAAAAUCUGAUAAAGAGACUGAUGAAGGAUUAAAGACCUCUCCAAAUAUAGUAUCAAAUCCAAGUUCAACAUUCGAUGAUCAUGAUCAACUGCUGAGGCUGGAUCAAAUUAAUUCUCUUGAAAGGGAGACAGACAUUUUAGAAAAUGGUUCUAACAAUGGUCAAACAGAAAUGACAAGUACUAUGAAAAACAUCUAUACAGAGAAGUCUUUUGCAACAGAAAAUAUUGCAGGAUGUACUGAAGUAAUAGAGAUUAAUGAAGAUAAAAAUGAACAUUUGGUUACAUUUAAAGGACACAAGGUACUGGAACUUGUUCUCUCUACUCAAAAUGAAGAACCUAGCAGUCCAGUAGCAGAUGAAUCAAUUUCAAUUAGUCAUAAAGAUUCUUUGGAAUCAAGUCCAGUGAUAGAAGACAACUCUUCACAUACAACCCCAGAUUCUUUAGAGCCAAGUCCAACAAAGGAAUCUCCAUGUUGUGAUUCCCUUGAAAGUAGUCCUGUAGAGCACACAAUCAAAUUUGGCAUUUUGUUAAACUCAUUUACUAUUCAUCCCCUAAUUCUCAGGGACCCAGAUGGAAGUGCCGAGGAUGAUAGUGUAGAGCAAACAUCACUUAUGGAAAGUUCAGGAAAAAGCCCACUUUCUCCUGACACUCGAAGUUCUGAAGAAAUAAGUUAUGAAGUCACACCAAAAUCACACGAUUUACAGGCAUUUUCAAUGUUUCCAAAGCCAGGGACAAUUCCAGAAGUUGCUGAAGAAGCAGAAGAGGAUUCAGAAAGGGAGCCAAAGAGAAGAUUUACACCAGAAGAAGAAAUGUUCAAAAUGGUUACAAAGAUCAAAAUGUUUGAUGAACUUGAACAAGAAGCAAAGCAGAAAAGAGAAUUCAAAAAGGAGUCAAGGCAUGAUGAAUGUACAUCAUCUGAUUUAAACUAUUCAAAUGGUGAUAAUUUAGAAGGGGUUGAUAUGAAAUUAGUACAAAAUGAUGAUGUACAUAUUGUAGUCAUGGCAGUAGAAAGCAGAAAAAGUUCUUCAUCAUCAGAAAGUGAACCUGAGUUAACUCAAUUGAAAAAAGGAGCAGACUCUGGACUGUUGAUGGAUCCUGUAAUCAGAGUCCAACCUCCCUCACCAUAUGCACCCAGUUCUAGCUCAAGUCCUGAAGACACAGCCUUUCAACCAAUUGCAAUAGCACAAGAUUCUUUCAAAGCAGAGGUGGGUCAACAAAAUGACAUUAGCACUAUAGAUAAAAAUCAGAAAGAUUUAAACACUCACAGAAGCUUACAUUUUUCAAAUGAGGGCAUUGUGACUAUUACCCCUUGUUCAGAUGAUACAGAGGAAAGACAAAUGGAGGGUGCAGAAAAGAGUGAACCAAUAAGCCCUAAUGGACCAGCAGAAAAAAGAAUUGCAUAUACUUUACAUCUAACAGAAGAGGAAGAGAGACCAGAAGAGAAAAUUCAGCCCAUCCCACAAGAUUUUGUUUGUAAUGAUUCACCUGAAGGUAAUUUAUCUUCAAGUACAUGGGAUUCUUUCAGCGCAGUCAAGAGUAAACAAACAUGUGACGAUAUAAUAGAACAUGAAGAUGGAAGCCUAUAUGUUUCAAGUGAAGACAAGCCAGAAAGCAGUAAACUAGUACUGAAUAAUAUUGGGUCUGCUACAGACUUGACUGAUAAGAGUAAGAGCUAUGAGAAAAUUGUUGAUUUGGAAUUUAGUGAUUUUAUAUCUUCCAAUGCUCAGAUUGGUUCUCAUCAUAGUGAAUCAGUUGAUAAUGUGGAAAAUAAAGCUUCUCAUGAUGUUACUUGUCAGAGUGCACAGGACUUCAAAGUCAUAAAUCAAGAAAAAUUUAUUGGGCCUAUAGAAAGAGAACAGGAACAUUUCAACAAGUACAAAAAUCUACAGCUUUCUAAUGAUGAAAUCCUAAGUAUCCCUUUCAGUGCAGAAGAUAAUGAUGAUGUGCAGAUGGAGAGUGCUGAUGAAAGUGAGCUAGAAAACCCUAAUGGGCAAGGAACAACAAUUAUUUUUCAUGCAUCAUGUUUCACUGAUGGUGAAGAAAGACAAAAGAUUGUGUCACCUGUUUUUCAUCAUAUUGAAUCCUUUGAAGAGGAAGUUGGUUUAGAAUGCAUACCUCAUACUGACAUAUCUCCAAGUACACUUGAUUCUUUUAAAUUAGAAGAGUGUCAGUGUGUUGAUACUAUAAAAACUGAACAGGAAGAUUUAAACAAACAUACAGAAGAUAUUGUCUUGGAAUGUAGACCGCCUCCUGAUAUUAUAUCUCCAAAUGCACAAGUUUCUUACAAAGGAGAAGAGAGUGAACAAACAUUAUAUGGCACUUUAGAGACAGAACAGGAAGAUCAGGAUGUUUUCAGUGUUUCUGCCAAUGCAAAUGAAUCAGAUAAAAUGCAGACAGAAAGUGUUCCCAAAAGCCCAGAUGAACUGACAUUGAAAAGUAAUGAAUCUAAUACACAUUUAAAUGAUUUUGAGGAAGCAGUGAAGAAAGUGGAAGCCAUACCACAUGAUAUACCUGAAGACCAUGUUGGGGUCAAAUGUAUACACCCAUCUCCCAUUGUACAAGAGGCAGAAGAAAGUCCAGAUAAAUUUGACGACACUAAAAAAACAGAACAAGAAGAUAUUAAAAUGCAUUUUCCAACUGAUAAAAUCAAAAGUACUGCUUAUAAUGUUGAUGAAAUAGAUGAUGAUGUGCAGAUGGAGAGUGAAGAUGAAAGUGAGCUGGAAAGCCCUAAUAGACCAGUAGUGAAGACUAAUGUACAUACUACAGAUGUAACUGAGGAUGAUAAGAGACUAGGAAAAAAAGUGGAGGCAGUGUCACAUGAUUUCGAUCAUAAGGAAUUGUCUGAAGAAAAUAUUGGUUUUGAAUGUAUACAUCCGCAUGAUUUUACAACUCCCAGUGUAGAAAUUAUUCAGGAACAUUAUACCACUAAGUGCCUAGAACAUAUGUCAGAUGACAGUAUAACACAAACAACUCAAUGUCACAGUUCUUCUGUGAUAUCAGCAUUUACAAGUGAUUGCAUAGAAACUGAAAAGACAACUGAUACAUUACAUUCUGUAAUUCCAAGUAUAGGUUUUCUGUCUUCGUCAAUGUCUCUUCAAAACAUGGAGAAUAACAUAUCAUUGGAUAGUACAGCAGAAGUUGAAAGUAGCACUUUCGAUCCAGCAGUAAUAAGUCCAUAUGAAAAUGUUCCAUUAGGCCAUUUUUUCACCAGUCAAAAUAUUUUGCUAGAGACAGAGGAAAAACAAAAUAUAUCGCUAACCUUAAUAAAUUCUGAAAGAGAAGUGCCUAUAACCCAAACAAAUAGUGAUAUUUUUGACGAAGAACUCACACAAGAAGACAACGGUAAACGUUCAGCAGAUCUUUUGGAGUCCAGCACAAAACAUACAUCUUGGUGUUCAUCAGCUAGUAGUGAAGAAGAUGAAUGCUGCCCUAGAGCUGAAUUAUCAAGUAGUACAUCAGAUGAUCAGUUUAACAAAGUAAUCAUAACAAGACCUGAUGUUGACUCUGAUUCUUGGAGCUGUAUUAGAGAAGAUGAUGAAGCUUUUGAGGCAAGAGUAAAAGAAGAAGAACAGAAGAUAUUUGGUCUAAUGGUUGACAAACAAUCCCAGGGCACAACUCCUGAUAGCACUCCUGCACGUUCACCCAUAGAAGAUGGCACACCAACCAAUGAACAAAAUCCUUUUUUGUUUCAAGAAGGUAAGCUUUUUGAAAUGACUCGUAGUGGAGCUAUUGAUAUGACCAAAAGGAACUAUGUAGACGAAAGCUUCCACUUUUUCCAGAUAGGUGAGCAUUGUGAUCAAGAGGCCAUAAUUGAAGAAAUCAAAGAGGAGAGUGGUAAGGAGGAAUCUGUGAACCCUGAUGAUUUUCCAGAUCUUUUAGCUGCCGAAGACUUUGAUAAUGUAAACGAAGAGCUACAAGACACUUGUAAAACCUUGUGUGAUACUGAUAUUAAUGCUGAUGAGUUAGACUUAGCAGCAGUUGAUGAUAAUGACAGAGAAGAAACAUGGAUAGAUCAAAAAUCUAGGAUUCCAAUUAACAUGGGAAUUGCUGACUCUGCAGCACCAUCUAAACCAUUUGCCUCAGAAAUUCCUCUUAGUGAGGAGCAGUCAAGAUUCAGUAGUUUACAGGACUCAUCCCCUUCACCACCUGAAAAAUGUGUGGUAAAUCUGCAAAUUGAUUUUACACCUUUUGCUAAAUUGGAGUGCCCUGAGCGGGGUGAUUCUCCUGAUUCUUCACCAGAAGAACAAAAGUCAGUUAUUGAAAUCCCAACAGCCAUUAUGGAAUGUGGUUCUUCUGCUUCAAUUAGAUCAAAAAUCCCAGUAAGAUCUGUAUCUGAAGAGCCUUCACAUACAUUCAAUAUUGACAGUGACUCCUGUUGUCCAACUGAUGACCAUAUUUUUAUGGAAGAUCAAAAGCCAAAAUCAAAGAUUCCUGUCAAAGCACCCUUACCAAAAGUAGAGCAACAUUCUCCAUUGACAGAUACAUCAAGUCUUAAAAUGUCCGAAGUUAAAAGUAAGUUGCCUUUAAAACAAGACAGAAGCAAAUCUGAAUCAGACUCAUUUGUUGAUUUUAAAACCAGGCGCUCUGUGAAAACUAGAAGUUGUACAGAGACUUUUUAUGAGAGCACUGAAAAAUCAACUUGUUUCUCUGAAGAAGAAGAAACAAGUGAAGCCACUAAACCAAUGUCAUAUUGUUCUAGAUUACCAGUUAAAGCAAGGAAUAUAUCUGCCUCCCAAUUAAAAGCCAGUACUGUAACUGAGGAUCAAGACCAGUUUUUUGAAAUGUAUAAAAACUCAAUUGACUUUUUUGAAGAGAUAAGUGAUGAAGCUUCAAAGCUGGUUGAUAGAUUAACACAAGCAGAAACAGAUCAAGAACCUAUAUCUGAUGAUGAGAGUAGUGCCUUUGAAAUCUCAGUGAUUGAAAAUGUUCCAGCACCUGUAUGUCAGCAGUCUGUUCCUGAAGAUCUCUUUGACACAAGGCCCAUAUGGGAUGAGUCUGUUGAGACUCAAAUUGAGCGCAUCCCUGAUGAUCAUAGCCAUGAUCAUUUUCAAGUAGAUUUCCAGGAAGAUGACAGAACAGAGGAAAGACUUGCACAUAUUGCUGAUCACCUAGGCUUCAGCUGGACAGAGUUAGCAAAAGAACUGGACUUUACAGAGGAACAAAUUCAACAAAUACGACUUGAAAACCCCAAUUCGUUACAGGACCAGAGCCAUGCACUGCUAAAGUAUUGGUUGGAAAGAAAUGGAAGACAUGUUACGGAUAUCAGUUUAAAUCAGUGCCUCACUAAAAUAAAUCGAAUGGAUAUUGUUCAUCUCAUGGAGACGAGUAUCCAGGAACCUCCAGGUGGUCGUCCCAACCGCACAUAUGCAGACAUAGAGCAGUCACUCACCAUGGACCGUAGUGAAGGCUUUUCCGAGAUUCAGGAUGAAUUUGGUAGUCCCCAGAAGAAGAUAACUGCUGAUAAUUCAGCAUCACAAGGCAGCGAGAGAGCUGGACCUCCUCCUUUGGUGUCUGAGGAGGACAUUUCAAUCAGUUACUCAUCCUUCCAUGAAAGUGCCUCCAAGCCUGCGGAUGUCGUUGAAAUGCUCCGUCAGUUGCAGAAAGAGGAAGCAGAGUCCGUAAGGGAACAACAAGAAUUAUCAGGGGCAUUAUCUCCAGGACAACAAGACUAUUUUGACACAUCCCCACCUGUAGAGACUGUAUCAUCACCUGUGGAAGCGCAAGAAUUUAUGUUUCGCUCACAAGUUUCUCAGUCUCCCCAAGAAACACCAGAACCAGAGAAAUUUGACCCGCCCGAUCUUUACACUCCAGUGUCUGAUCAGCAUAGUGAUAGUCCUGUUGUGCAAGAACCAUCAGAAUCAUCAGAACAGGAAGACCAAUAUGCAAGUGGAAGUGACCUCUUUAUAGCUGAGUCAUCAGAUGAGACAACAGAGAAAACCAAAAAAACUGAAUAUAGGUCUUUGGAAUCAUUUGAAAAGGAGCUAGCAGAGGAGCUAGGUGAGCUAGAGACCAACUCAGAUGAGGACGAGAUGGUAACAACCAGGGUCGUUCGUCGCCGUGUGAUUAUUCAGGCGGACAAUAUGCCUGACAUUCUCCCUCAGACUGUGACGGAAGAGCAGUACACUGAUGAGCAUGGUCAUAUUGUAGUCAAAAAGGUCACUCGGAAAAUCAUCAGAAGAUUUGUUUUACCAGAUGGCACAGAAAAAGAGGAGGUGAUGGUACAAGGAGGGAAACAGGAUCCGGUAACAAUAGAAGAAGGAGACAGUUUUUCUAAAGUUCUGAAACGUACAGUAGUAGAGAGCGACACGGAGCAGUCUGAGAUUGCUUUCUCUGAGCCCAGAGUUUUAACAUCAGAAUUUGAAGCUGAGCAAGUAGAUGGGCGCAAGGUCAGCAAAGUAAUAACGACUACCAUGGUUCAUGGAGAAAGAAUGGAAAAAUAUGUUGGGGAUCCUAGUUUAGCAUCUGAUUUACCAUCAGCCAAAGAUGACUUUGAACAGGCCUUAAGCUAUGUGGGCGGAGAUGUUAAAUGUAACCUGCCCAUUUUAGAGGAAAAAGAGAUUAUUAAGGAGGAUGGAUCAGUAAUAAAAAGGACAAUGAUGAAUAAAGCCAGAACUCAGAAGAGGACUGUGGUGAAGGACCAGCAUGGGAAACAUGUUUUUGUUGAGCAACUGGAGGAUGUUCCUGAAGUAUUACACAAGGAUGACCUCCAGAAUGACCUACAACAACUUCUCAACCGCUUCUGCGGAGAGGACUGGAAGAAAGAAGCCAAAUGAGUGGCUAUCACACCUACAUUACUACAUAUCCAUAGCUAUGCUAAAGUUGCAUUUUCUUCUCAACUGAAGGCAAUGGGUAUUGGAAGCCCAAUGUAACUCUGACACUUUAGUUCUGCACAUAUAGCUCAAAGGAUUUUUGUUGCGUGUCUGUAAAUGCUACAAUUAUUUGUGACCAAAGAUAGCAUCCUUUUUUUGGAUGGUAUAUCCACUAUACUCACAUUUUUAUUUGGGGCCUUUUGUCCCUUUCUCAUACACGUUGAUGUCAUACCACAGGCCUCUUCAUAGUGAUUGCAAAGGCAACGUUAAAGAUGGAUGGACCAUGUCAUGUUAUUAUAUAUAGCUAAUGAACUUGGCUUUCCAGAACUGCAAAUCAUAAUUAUGCUUUGUCUUAUAGAACACAAUGAAAUGAAUGAAUGGAAUUCUUUAGAAGACCUCAAGCCUUGCCCUGGCCACCUCAAUUUAGAAAGGAAAGAAAGCAGUCUAAGAAGUGCAUGUAUCACAUGAAGGAGCUCUUAAUGACUUCACAGGCUAAACCAUCUAAACAAAUGUAAUAUUUGUUAAAAUAUUAAGAGGAAUCUAGUUAGAUAACCAAUAUGCUGGCUGCUUAUGUAAUGGCAUACAUACACAUUUAAAUAUUCUAGAUUUGACAAAUGACAAGCACUCUAUACGACUACCGAGCUCUUUGUUGGCAGCUGAUGCUGUUCAGCAGCUCAUGGUUUGGUAAAUGGAUAAUAUACCAAGGUGCCCAGUUUGAAUGGAUAGGGGCACUCAACAGAUCCUAAACAACUUCUAGUUGAAGAUCACAGUCUAGAAUCUAGUCAGCAGAUUACAGUGGUCUAGCUUCUAGGCAUCAAGUAUGUAGACUGACGUAACUAGAGCAGUUACUUGCUUUCAGCAAUGCUUUGGCAGACCACAUUGUCUUACUACUAGUGGGGAAAGUCUGGUUUCCGAAGAACUGUAAAUAUUGUAAUGGAAAAGACGUUUCCCCAAUUUCCAUAACAGAGAAAUGAUAUAACUCUCACUGUGUUUUAUCAGGAUUUCCUGUGGCACAUGCAUGUGGCAUUAAAACAAGAAUUGAAUUCCUAUAAUCUUAUGUGGAGCUUGUUAACCCCUUUUUACCACUAAGCAAGCAGGUUUCACAGUUAAGUCCUUUCCUAUUUGUGCAUUUCAUUUCUCCCCUCUCAUAUGCAGGUCUCGGUCUUGCUCUUUUUUUUAUGUCUCUGAACCAAUCCUUUUCAAUCUAUUAUAGCAAAAAUUAUAAAAAAAAAGGAAAUAUUUUUGUCUUCUGUACUUUAUUUUACUUCUGAUUUGAAGUCUGUAGCCUUUUAACAAAUAAAUAAAUAUAUAUAUAUAUAUAAAUAUAAAUAUGUAUAAGCACUAUACAUUUUGAACCCACUUAUUUAAUGUAAGUAUAUAUUGGUUAUCAGAAAAGAACAAAAUGUUCACGUAACCAUCUAGAUGUUGCUAAUUUAUAAAUAAAACCAAGAAAUUAGGCCUUUUGUUAGGAAGUAAACAAAAUGACCCCCGCAGUGUGAUGAAUGUCAGUUCUGUACAUGGGAAAGUACCUUGAAAAGUACACACUUGUUAAAAAUCCUUGGAUUUGUUUAAACAUAGACCUACUGUGUAGCAUCACUUUAUUCUUUCAGAAAUAUUGCUAAAUUACUUUUUCAGAAAGCCAGAUGAGCUAAAUAGAUACCUUCUCCAACAAAGUACUGGCCCCUGCUCUGCUAAAUUAUGAGGAAAUUCCUGUAUAAUAGUGAUGGGGGCCAAAGGAUAGUUCCCAUCAUGGCUCACAAUAGCCUUAGUCGAUGGUGGCCUAAGUCUGGAGGGAAACAUUCUGUUGUGCUAUUUGCAGUGCAGAUGUCUGUGUAACAGCAUAAAUGGUUAAUCACUUUAUUGGUUAAGAUUUUCUUUUUUGCCGUGUUAUCAAACAACUACUGUGAAAGUGACAUUUCAGUUGACGAUUCAGCAUCUUGUUCCCAUGGUGAUAACACUAAUUUAAUAUAUCUACGAGGGCAUGUCUUAGUUAAAAACGGCAAAAGAAAAUUUACACUAACAAUACAUAGCUGCAAUGUGUACAAUGGCUGAUUUAAUUAAAUAAAGUGUUAAAUGUAUUAAA